AUGAAGGGCGGCGCACACCCAUGGAGAGACGCUCCUUCAUAUGAAGACGCCAUGAACGUCAACAACUCUCGAAGGAUCCCACAGACCACGCCAGAACUCACGCCGUACCUCGGAGUGCGUUCCCGGCUGUCACAGGUGUGGUUCAACAGAUGGACCGUGCUGCUGCUGCUGAUCAUGGUUCGGGUGAUUCUCGCCACGGUAUCCCUGGACUCUGACCUCGAGUCGGCGCGGGACAAGGCUUUCUCGGCAUGCACGGGUGUGGAGAGCAUGGGCACUGCGAUGGCUUCGAUGCCGUUCUACAUGGCCAAUGGUGUCAACGAGAUGGCGGCGAAGGGGAUCGAGAGUGCCAUUCGUGCGCUCGAGGCUACCUUACUCCUCAUGAUCACCGGAGUUCAGGAGAUGGUUGUGUUCAUCGUCAACCUGAUCACUUCUACCUACGUCUGUCUGAUUACCCUCGCGGUGCGCGGAUCUGUCGGUGUGAUGGUCGAUGCUCUCAAGGAGAUUACCGAUUUUGUCAACAAUGCCAUGACAGAUAUCUUCAACAGCGUCGAUGGCCAGGUGCAGACCAUCGAGGAUGGCAUCAACAAGGUCACGAGUUUCCUUGAGAGCAUACCGAACUUCUUGGGCGGUGGGGUCGAUAUCCCCGACGUCAACCUCCCAGCGUUGGACAAACUCAAGGAUGGUCUCACUAUUCCCGAUGACUUCAAGCAAAAGCUGGACGACAUGGAGAACAGCAUUCCCACUUUCGAGGAGGUCAAGGAGGCCGCCGGAGAUGCCAUCCGGAUUCCCUUCCAGUUGUUGCUCAACAAGGUCAACAGCACCCUGGGCAUCUACGAGUUUGACCGCUCCGUCUUCCCUGUUCCCGCGAAGGAGAAGCUUACCUUCUGCACCGACAACCCGAGCAUCAACAACUUCUUCGACAACCUGAAGGACCUUGUGUUCAAGGUCAAGAACAUUCUUGUCGGUGUCAUCAUCGCGCUCGCACUUCUCGUCAUGAUCCCCAUGGGUUACCGGGAGUGGCACUCGUUCCGUACCACCAGACGCCACGCCUUCCUGCUUUCGGACCCGAUUCGCGCCUUUGACCCGGUCGAUGUCGUUCACAUCGCCUCUCACCCGAACUCCUCAGUGUUCAGCCUCAGGAUCUCUAAGUUCUCCAAGUCCAACCGCAGGCAGACUCUCAUCAGGUGGGCUGUUUCUUACGUGACAUCCCCCGCGGCGUUGUUUGUGCUCUCCCUCGGUGUCGCCGGUCUCUUCAGCGUUGCAUGCCAGAUGAUCCUCCUGAAGCAAGUCGAGGCUCGUACUCCUGGUCUGGCCGAGGAGAUCGGAGAGUUUGCGGGUAUGGUCGUCGACAAGCUCGAGAAUGCUUCCAAGCAGUGGGCUAUUGGAGCGAACCAGGCGCUCAAUACCACCAACGCUGAGCUCAACGACGAACUUUUCGGCUGGGUCAAAGAGGGAACAGACUCGCUCAAUGACACCCUGAAUACCUUCGUCGAUACCAUGCACGAUGGUGUGGACUCCUUCUUCAAGGACACGCCUCUGGCCGCGGUAAUCAACGAGGUUCUCAACUGCCUGGUCACCAUCAAGAUCCAAGGCAUUCAGAAGGGCCUCACCUGGGCCAACGAGCACGCGCAGAUCACCUUCCCGACUCUGCCAGAAGACGCAUUCUCUCGCGGUGCCUUGGAAUCCAUCGGCUCGGAUUCGGACCCUGCUUCUAGCUUCCUGUCAAACCCCGGCUCGGCGGCUACCGACCAGAUUACUGAUGUGGUCGUGAAGCUCACCAACAAAUGGGAGAGUUCCAUCAAGCAGGAAGCGAUGAUCUCGGCAGCAAUCUUGGGCGUUUGGGUCGUCGUUUGUAUCAUUGCCCUCAUCCGCACUGCCUGCCUCUGGUUCGGACGCGAGCUCGUCCGUGGAGAAGGCGGCGCCGCCCCAUUGCCCCAGCCUCACCUGUUCACAGGCGGUAUCAGUGACGGACAAGGAGUCUACGGAAAGUACCAGACCCAGACGCAGCAGCCCAACUUCCCUACCUUCGGUCCCACUCCAACUACGCCUAAUGGUCCUCCGAGUCCAGAGGAGUAUCCAAACGAGAAGAGUGCGCACAUCCAGAUGGGUACUGUCAACAGCGGCCUUCCGUAUCCCACCGAGCCUUCCGAGGGCACGCCAGGAAACAGGGAGUCGUUCCAUCCGCGAGUUUACUACAAGCGGUCGGUUUGA
Messenger RNA from Tricharina praecox, 2211 nucleotides. RefSeq lists its product as uncharacterized. Lineage: Eukaryota; Fungi; Ascomycota; Pezizomycetes; Pezizales; Pyronemataceae. The transcript is spliced from 2 exons. Bases 1 to 2211 code for a protein of 736 amino acids. Gene Ontology annotation, cellular component: mating projection tip. The record is from RefSeq and is a predicted model, not a curated record.